This is a messenger RNA of Notolabrus celidotus (New Zealand spotty), 2088 nucleotides long. Its product is annotated as transcription initiation factor TFIID subunit 4-like. The record is from RefSeq and is a predicted model, not a curated record. NCBI's taxonomy places the organism in Eukaryota, Metazoa, Chordata, Actinopteri, Labriformes, Labridae. The transcript has 13 exons. Gene Ontology annotation, molecular function: RNA polymerase II general transcription initiation factor activity; DNA binding; protein heterodimerization activity. Gene Ontology annotation, biological process: DNA-templated transcription; transcription initiation at RNA polymerase II promoter. The coding region runs from base 1 to 1626 and encodes 541 amino acids. Gene Ontology annotation, cellular component: transcription factor TFIID complex.
AUGAGGCCCAGAAACAGGGACCAUGUGGACCUGAGGAAACCUGCUGCUGCUGGGAUCUGUGUCUCAGGAUAUCUGGUCUCUGUGUAUCUGAAGGCCAUCACGGUGGCCCCCGGCGGAGCCGCGGUGUCGGUGAACAUGGCCACCCCUCAGAAGACCCAGACCGUCAUCACAGCGGGGGGGACGCCUGUGGCGAAACCUGCCGGUGUCCCAACCACCCCUCUGACCAGCACGCCGCCCACCACCCCCACCACGCCCGCCAACAGAGUCACGGUGGUGUCGCAGGAAAUGCAAGAAAACGUAAAGAAAUGCAAGAACUUCCUCGCCACGCUCAUCAAGCUGGCGUCUCACAACUCCCCGUCCCCAGAAACCUCCAAGAAUGUGAAGGCCCUGGUUCAGGACCUGCUGGAUGCAAAGAUUGAGCCUGAGGAGUUCACCACUCGGCUACAGGCUGAGCUCAAGUCCUCCCCACAGCCCUACCUCAUCCCCUUCCUCAAGAAAAGUCUCCCCGCCCUCCGUCAGUCUCUGCUCAGCAGUCAGCAGUCUCUGGUGACCCCCAGCACCUCAACGCCUCCCGUCGCUGCGCCCGGCUCCGUCACCACCACCGCCAUCAGACCACGCCUCCCCAUCAGCCCCGCCGGCAACACGGUCAGACUGAACCCUCCGCUCAACACUAUGGCUGUAAACAGAGCAGGAAUUCAGACCGUUCAGACACGCUCACCUGUCGUCUUCAGUCAGAACAUCAGACCUCAAGGAACUCUUCUAAGAGGACCCACGACCAUCAUCGGCAAGAGUCCGGUUCACCUGGCAGCUCAGGCCAAUCAGAAGAAGCUGAGUGACCCUGGGGGCGGGACUUUCAGAGACGACGAUGACAUCAACGAUGUGGCGUCCAUGGCGGGCGUCAACCUGAACGAAGAAAACGCCCGUAUCCUAGCGACCAGCUCAGAGCUAGUGGGGACGAAGAUCCGGUCCUGCAAAGACGAGGCCUUCCUGCCCACCGGCCUGCUGCACCGCCGCAUCCUGGACACAGCUAAGAAGCUCGGUGUGAGCGAGGUUCCUCUGGAAGUGGUCAACUUGAUCUCACACGCCACGCAGUCCAGACUUCGCUCCCUGCUGGAGAAGGUUUCAGCCGUCGCUCAGCACCGCACAGACGGGGGCAAGGAUGAAGAGCAUCACGAGCCGACGUCAGACGUGCGCUCUCAGCUGCGGUUCUUCGAGCAGUUGGAGCGGAUGGAGAAACAGAGGAAGGACGAGCAGGAGAGAGAGAUCCUGCUGAAAGCUGCCAAGAGUCGAGCCAGACAAGAGGACCCUGAGCAGGCUCGUCUGAAGCAGAAAGCUAAAGAGAUGCAGCAGCAGGAACUCGCUCAGAUGAGACAACGAGACGCCAACCUGACGGCGCUCGCCGCCAUCGGGCCACGCAAGAAACGCAAAAUGGACUCACCGGGAGGGUCGUCGUCCGGCACAGAGGUGGCCUCAGGUUCGGGUGCAGGCUCCUCCCCCGCGGCCUCGUCACGCCAGCAGCUCCGUCAACGGAUCACACGAGUUAACCUCAGGGACUUCAUCUUCUGUCUGGAGCAGGACCGCUCCACUGCUCGCUCUCUAACGCUCUACAAGGCUCUGCUGAAGUGAGGAGUCUGUCCUGAGAGCGCUCUGCAGACCCCAGACUGGAUCACUCUUCCUCCUCCUCCUCCUCCUCCUCCUCAGACUCUCACCUCCUCAGAGGGGUCCAUGUUUGCCUCCUGCAGCGUUUUUAACCUUUAGUCUGUCCUCAGAAACUUCAAGUGUCUCUUCUUUGUGGAAGGACGAGUCCAAGCAGCUUGUUCAGGAGCCCGGCUUCAGUCUGCACAUUCAGAUCCACCUCAGCCUCCAUCAGAGAGAACCGACCCACCGCCAGACCCUCAGACCGACUCAGACCCGCUCAGACCCGCUCAGACCAGCUCAGACCCUCUCAGCCUGCUGAGCAAGAAAACAGCAGGGUCAGACUCAGACCAGGGCCUCCUUUGGUCCCCCUCUCGUCCUCCUCUCGUCCUCCUCUCGUCCUCCUCUCGUCCCCCUCUCGUCCUCCUCUCGUCCUCCUCUUGUCUCCUCUCG